Chenopodium quinoa (quinoa) is the source of this 1031-nucleotide messenger RNA. RefSeq lists its product as uncharacterized. Lineage: Eukaryota; Viridiplantae; Streptophyta; Magnoliopsida; Caryophyllales; Amaranthaceae. The coding region runs from base 62 to 784 and encodes 240 amino acids. Gene Ontology annotation, molecular function: protein binding. The transcript has 3 exons. The record is from RefSeq and is a predicted model, not a curated record.
CACCUUUUCUACUCAGAUCUUCGCCUUCUUCUCUUUUUUUUCACUCGAAAAAAUAAACACCAUGAAAUCUGCACUUCUAAGAACCGGUUCAAUCCCGGUUCAAACCCUGAACCAGAUACCUUCACUAAACGGAAGUUCUUGUUCUUCUCCAAAGAUUUCAUUCCGGUCUGAAAAUUGUGGGUUUAACAAGAUUAGACGGUCUAACUCCGAUACUGAGUUGACUCGUUCCGAGUUGAUGAUCAGCUCCCGUUUAACCCGAGUUGGAUCGGUUUCUUUUCCCGAUUUAGGUGUUAUUGCUGAAGAGGAAUUAACCGGACGAUUCGGAAUCGGAAUUGGAACCGGAAAUGGUAAAGGGAAUAAUUAUGGAGGUAAAGGAAAAGGUGGGAGUAACAAUAAUAAUAAUGGUAAUGAAAAGGGUAGUGUUGGAGAGUAUUACCAACAAAUGUUAAAGUCAAAUCCUGGUGAUUCUUUGCUUUUGAGAAACUACGGGAAAUAUUUGCAUGAGGUGGAGAAAAAUGUGGAGAAAGCAGAGGAAUGUUAUGGGAGAGCAAUAUUAGCAAGUCCAGGAGAUGGAGAAUUAUUAUCAUUAUAUGGGAAUUUAAUUUGGGAAACUUCAAAGGAUGAAGAUCGAGCUCAAUUUUACUAUGAUCAAGCUGUGCUUGCCUCACCUGAUGAUAGCAUGGUAUUAGGAUCAUAUGCACACUUUUUAUGGGAAGCAGAGGAUGAUGAAGAAAUAAUGAAGCAUGGAAGUGAUGCUGUUCCUGCUAUGAUUGGAGCUCACUAAUCAAUAAUUCAAGAAUUGGGCUCCUUAACUUUUGAUUUUGAGUUUUAACCUUUUUAGGGCAUUUAAAUAAAGUCAUUUUGUAAUGUAUUGAGUUUUCAUGUUUUUACUAACCUCUAAAACUAUGUAUUACUUACUAUUAGUAGGGAAUAAAUAGAAUGAUGCAUGUAAAAUGAGAGAUGCAAGACUACAAUUAAUAUAUGUAUAAUUUUUAUUUAUAUGAUUAAGUAAAUAUAUAUAUUAUCACAUC